Symbiodinium sp. CCMP2456 is the source of this 878-nucleotide messenger RNA. Lineage: Eukaryota; Dinophyceae; Suessiales; Symbiodiniaceae. The record is from the annotation of a GenBank genome assembly.
GCGCGUCGACCUCCCUACGGUGCGGACCGGGUCCCGCGACAACGCGGAGCAGCGCAACGGCAGACUCAACACCUUGCCUCCCCGGUGCUGGGGGGGAACCCUCUCAGGCGUUUCACCACUUCGUGCGUGCGCUGCCGGGCUACACUGGUGCCACAUCUCCUUGGCUGCUUCAGGACGCUUUGCGCUUGUCUGCACAGCUGAAAACUGCAGGCAUUCCAGUCGCGAUGGCUCUUAAUCGACGACCGGACGAUUGGGCAGAGGUCCGACAUCGAUACGCACUUUGGAUCCGAGCCCAUCUUCAGCCCGGCAUAGACAUGGUGGAGCUCAACCGCAAGGUACUGGAUCGACAAGCAUCGAGCACUCGACCUGGCGCAGUUCGGCCGGCGAAACAGGCGCGGCUGCCCGAUGCGGCCACCGCCUUUCAGGAUACGAAUCGCGCCCUGAAGAUCCGGAAGUAUUGGCUGCACUUGAUCUUGACCGGAGAGAAAGUCAUAGAAGCGCGCGGGAGCAAAUGCGCUCACGUCGGAAGAGUGACUCUGAUGGAGACCGGCUCUGCCUUGCUUCGUGCUCGAGUGACGAUCACGGAGUCUCACCGUAUGACGGACGCAGAGAUCCAGGAACAUCACGAAGCAGUUUCGGCACUGAACUAUUCCCAGUACUGGGCUUGGUCUCUGGCCGAUGUGGAAGUUUUGCAGCCACCGAUUGCGGCGCCGUCCAUCGUCGCCCGCGGCUCCGUGACUUGGAUGUGCCGCGAGCGCUGGGAAGCUUGGGACGCAGGACAACUGGCGGCACCGCAGACGCUGCCGCAAUCUUUCCAUAGAUCUGGACGGUCGCGAAGCCCACCACCUGCGACUGAGGAGGCGGAGAACAUCGACUGA